AAAAAAAACUUUUAUAUAGUGUUUAAAUUAUAACACGUGUAUAUAUUAGUUUACUCCAAUUAUUAGUCUUUUGAUCUUUUAUUAGUUGAUGAUGACAACACCCAUUGUUCUACUCAUAAUUCUGGUGCAAUCCACCUCUUUCAACUCCAUUGCUUUUAACCACACUAGUCAUAGUGCGUCGCAGCCAUACUCUUGUAUGGCUUGACCAAUGAGAAUGAAGCUAGAGGAAUGAGAUGAACCAGUAUAAAUUAUUUAGUACUAGUUCUUCAAAGGCUACAAUGUUACUAUAUAUAAAGAGAAAGAGGAGUUAGGUCAAUCUAUAGAGCUGCACUAAACCGGAGAUGGAAAAGGCAAAGCCUGACCAAGUGAUUCUCAUCAUGGAUCAAAGAAACCCAACAAGUCCAUCAAUGGAAACCGAGCUCAAGGACCAGGCUACAGCACAACCAAAGCUCCAAAUUCCUACGGGAGCAAAAACUCUACAUCGCCUCAGCUUCUCUAAACCCAAAGCUCGAUUUCUCGAGUAUAACUAUCCACUCAAUGCCCGGAAAAAGUUCCCUGAGCCCAACGAAUUUGAACCUUUGCUUGACGACAUCCACCAAUCUUCUACAGAUGAUGAUGAUGAUGAUGAAGAUGAUGAGUGGAACGAUGAGUUUGAUGAAGAUGGUGGAGAAAAGGGGGGAAAACAACAUCAAAAGAAGAAGAAAAAGUUGAACUGGAGACGCUUGACUGAAUGGGUUAUGUUUUUCGUUAUAAUGACGUGCUUGAUCUGUUCUCUCACAAUAGAGUCACUCAAGAUAAAGAGUACGUGGGGGCUUGAGAUCUGGAAAUGGUGCCUAAUGGUGUUGGUGACCUUCUGCGGCCGCCUAGUUUCGGGAUGGUUGAUUGCUUUUGCAGUCUUUUCAAUUGAACGUAACUUCAUGCUUAGAGAGAAAGUGCUCUACUUUGUCUAUGGGCUAAGGAAGAGUAUCCAAAAUUGCAUCUGGUUAGGCCUUGUCCUUUUUGCGUACACCUUCAUGUUCGAUGCCGAAGUUCACAAACAAAACAAGAUGCUCAAAAAGGUUUUUCAAGCAUUAGUAGCUGUAUUGCUUGGUGCAAUUAUUUGGCUUAUCAAGAUCGUGUUGGUCAAAAUGCUGGCUUCAUCUUUCCAUGUUGCAACGUACUUUGAUCGAAUGAAGGAAAGUGUAUUCCACCACUACAUCUUGGAUACGCUCUCAGGUCCCCCCAUGGACGAGCAAAUGCACGAACAGUUUCAUAACCUAAGUGAUUCCAAGUCAUUGCCAUCAAACUGGAAGCAGGGAAAGUACUGGAAGGAAGCGAAAAAUAUUUACAAAUCGAAGAAGUUUGGAUCCAGGAAAAUUGACAUGGAGAAGCUAAGGAAGCUGAGCUUGGAGAGGCCAGCCUCUGCUUGGAGCGUGAAGAGGCUGGUAAGCUACGUGAUGUCUUCUGGAUUAUCGACUAUUUCAAAGACCGUUGACGAUUUUGGAAAGGCAGAGUCAGAGAUUACUAGUGAAUGGGAGGCUAGAAACACAGCCCAAAGGAUCUUCAAGAACGUGGCUAAGCCGGGUGCAAAGUAUAUUGAAGAAGAAGAUCUAAUGAGAUUUCUAAAGAGGGUUGAAAUUCACACUAUAUUCCCACUAUUUGAAGGAGCUCUCGAGACUGGAAGAAUUUCAAAAUCGUCGUUUAGAAAUUGGGUGGUUCGAGCUUAUUUUGAACGAAAAUUUCUAGCACAUUCACUGAAUGAUACCAAAACAGCUGUGCAACAACUCCACAAGGUAGCAAGUGCUGUAGUGAUCGUAAUCAUAAUUGUGGUGUCCCUCUUGGUAAUGGAAGUUGCAACAUAUAGGAUAGUCUUUCUUGUGUUAACCCAGCUAGUUGUUGCGGGGGUCAUGUUCCAAAACACCUGCAAAAUGGUAUUCGAGUCCAUUGUCUUCAUUUUCAUCAUGCAUCCUUUCGAUAUAGGCGAUCGCUGUGUCGUUGACGGUGUUCAGAUGAUUGUGGAGGAAAUGAACAUAUUGACUACUGUGUUCCUUCGAUAUGAUAUGGAGAAAAUUUAUUAUCCGAAUUGGGUCCUGCUCUCAAAGCCAAUUAGCAACUUCUACAGAAGUCCAGAAAUGUGUGAUACCGUAGAUUUCCAAAUUGACAUUUCUACGUCCAUGGAGACGAUCAUGGCACUCAAGAAGACAAUCCAAGGAUAUAUAGAGAGCAAGGUCAAGUAUUGGAACCCAAAGCAUGCAGUGAUAGUGAAAGAAAUAGAGAACUUGAACAAACUGAAAAUGAGUUUAUGCGUCCAACACACAAUCAACCAUCAGAAUUAUGGAGAACGCAACAAUCGGAUCUCAGAGCUCAUUCUUGAGCUGAAGAAAAUCUUUGAAAACCUUGACAUCAAGUAUCAUCUUCUUCCCCAAGAGGUCCGUCUGAGCCAAGUCAAUUUGGACAACUGGAGAAACAUGAUGCAGUGAUCCAUUUGUAUCUUUAACCCCCGACAAUGGAAGACAAUGGAACCAAUUCCUCAUUGUUUGCGUCUUUUACUAUAAGACUCAUAUCUAUCUUAAUCCUCAACUACUAAGUAUUGGAUUUUAUAAAUCCCGAUGGAGAAAUUAAA
This is a messenger RNA of Durio zibethinus, 2602 nucleotides long. Its product is annotated as mechanosensitive ion channel protein 10-like. NCBI's taxonomy places the organism in Eukaryota, Viridiplantae, Streptophyta, Magnoliopsida, Malvales, Malvaceae. Gene Ontology annotation, molecular function: mechanosensitive monoatomic ion channel activity. Gene Ontology annotation, biological process: monoatomic anion transport; detection of mechanical stimulus; transmembrane transport. The record is from RefSeq and is a predicted model, not a curated record. Gene Ontology annotation, cellular component: plasma membrane.